Messenger RNA from Hirsutella rhossiliensis, 1014 nucleotides. Its product is annotated as rhoGAP domain-containing protein. Bases 1 to 1014 code for a protein of 337 amino acids. The transcript is spliced from 3 exons. Gene Ontology annotation, cellular component: cell cortex. Gene Ontology annotation, molecular function: GTPase activator activity. The record is from RefSeq and is a predicted model, not a curated record. NCBI's taxonomy places the organism in Eukaryota, Fungi, Ascomycota, Sordariomycetes, Hypocreales, Ophiocordycipitaceae. Gene Ontology annotation, biological process: signal transduction; regulation of fungal-type cell wall organization; activation of GTPase activity.
AUGUCUGACCCGCUGAGCGCGGCGGCCAGCGUCAUCGGCCUGCUGACGGCUGCGGCCCAGGUCUCCAAAAUCCUCGCCGAUGUCAUCGAGAAGGCUCGCCACGCGCCAGACGAAUGCCGCAGGAUCAAGGCAGAGGUCGACGAGAUCCGGAACGUGCUGUCGUCGCUGCAGCUUUUCAUCGUCGGCAACGUCUGUGCCUCCAGGUCGAGGACCUCUCUUAUCAUGGUCGAGCAGGUGGUUGUGACCUUGGCUGCAUGUGUCACGGCGUUUUCGGAGCUCGACACCUUCGCUACGGCCCUACAGUCUGAGAUGAGAAUGAGCAUUCUCGAUCGACUGCGCUGGGUCACCAAGGAGAAGGAUAUCAAGCACGUGCUUGUUAGACUAGAGACGCACAAGAGCUCUCUGGCGCUGAUGCUUAUGAUAUUAACAUGGAUGAUGCAGAGAACAGGGUCAGCCACCUCUGCAAAGAUAGGAGCCUUCAUAAAGGAAAAAGGGACAGAUGUCAAGGACAUCUUUGCUGUUAGCGGACACCCUACUCUAGUGAUGCGCCUACAGACUGCUUUCGAAACGCCUCCGAAAUAUGGAACGAAUCAUUCUUUGGCGCCUUACUCGGUCCAUGAUGCUGCAGGCGUCUUAUUGCGAUACCUGAAGAGCCUUCCAGAGCCCAUCGUAUCGUACAGCCACUAUGAGCAGUUUGUUGACGAGAUAUCGCCGGCUAUGGAAGCGAGUUCGCACGACUGGGAAACCGAGGCGAUAAGCAUUGCCCAAAGGUCCAUACGGGCACUGCCGUCAUUGAGCCGUCAACUGUGGCUCUACUUACGGGAUAUAAUGGCCGUCUUUGCUAGCAAGUCAGACGACAACCAAAUGCCAGCACUGAGGCUGGUUAGCGCCUUUCAGCCGUCGAUCCUGUCAGGGCCGCCCGCUACCAUGGACGCCGACGCUCAUCACCUCACUAUUCGGAUAACGGUCUUUCUUGUUGAGAACCAGGAUCACUUUCUUCUGGGGCAAGAUUGA